Messenger RNA from Larimichthys crocea (large yellow croaker), 4323 nucleotides. It is a transcript of the gene neurl1aa, whose product is annotated as neuralized E3 ubiquitin protein ligase 1Aa. Gene Ontology annotation, molecular function: ubiquitin protein ligase activity. The transcript has 6 exons. The coding region runs from base 241 to 1968 and encodes 575 amino acids. Gene Ontology annotation, cellular component: plasma membrane; postsynaptic density. The record is from RefSeq and is a predicted model, not a curated record. Gene Ontology annotation, biological process: negative regulation of Notch signaling pathway. NCBI's taxonomy places the organism in Eukaryota, Metazoa, Chordata, Actinopteri, Sciaenidae.
AAGAGGUGGUGUUGGAGGGGGGCGUGGGGGAGUUGCCUUCGCGGAUCCCUGCGCUCACUAAGAAGGAGGUGUGUGGGUCCAGUGUGUCCAGUGUUUUGCAUCUAUUCGGAGGCAGUAGAAACGACAGUGCUGCCUCUUCGGAUGCGAACGUGCAAUCAUGUCACGAGCGCGUGGACUGUGCAACGAGAGCAUCUGAGUAAUCCACUGAGGCGAUAAGCAAGAGUCUACAGGAAUAAAGCUAUGGGGGGCCAGAUAACGAGAAAUACCUUUUACGACUCCCUUGGCGGCCCAUUCCCGUCCACGUCACACCGAUGUCACCACAAACCCAAGAGGUGCCUGCCUAUCCAAUGUGGUACCAUUGGUGGACCCCUUCCCAUCAGCCCACUUCUCUUCCAUCCAAAUGCCAAGGGAUCCCAAAUUGUCAUGGACCUUGCCCAGAAGACAGUCAAGAGGCAGGCCAGUUUCUGCAACGCCAUCACCUUCUGCAACAGACCUGUAGCGCUGUAUGAGCAAGUCCGCCUCAAGAUUACUAAAAAGCAGUGCUGCUGGAGCGGGGCUCUACGUCUGGGCUUCACCUCCAAAGAUCCCUCCAGGAUAAACCCAGACAACCUGCCCAAGUACGCCUGUCCCGACCUGGUAUCCCAGAGCGGCUUCUGGGCCAAGGCCCUUCCUGAGGAGUUUGCCAACGAGGGCAAUGUUAUCGCCUUUUGGGUUGACAAGAAGGGUAGAGUCUUUUAUCGCAUUAACGAGUCCAGUCCCAUGCUGUUCUUCAGUGGAGUCCGCACAGCUGAGCCCCUCUGGGCCCUCAUUGAUGUUUACGGUCUGACCCGUGGAGUGCAGCUGCUAGACAGCGAGAUUGUUCCUCCCGACUGCCUGCGCCCACGCUCCUUCACCACGGUGCGCUCCUCCUCCCUGCGGCGCGAAGCUGACGACUCCCGUCUGUCCGUCAGCCUGUGCGACCUCAACCUGCAGCAGGAAGACGGGCGCCCCGCUCACGCUCACUCCCACCGCCACACCCUCCACCUCGCCUCGGCCUCCUCCUCCUCCACCUGCCCCAUACCACAGAAUUCCCUCAACUCCCAGCAGUCCUCUCUGUUGCCCUCCGCCCUGGAGAGCGACCUCCACUUCCACCAACUGCGCGGCGCCAACAUCAAGACGCUGGACGAGCAGACGGUGGCGCGAUCCGAGCACGCAAGAGAAGAACGCACUCUAGUCUUCACCAACCGGCCACUACGCACUGGAGAGACUGUCUUCAUCAAAGUCACCAAGUCCAGCCCUGCACGCUCGGGCUCACUGUCCUACGGUGUGACGUCCUGUGACCCCGCGGUGUUGCGUCCCAGCGACUUGCCGUACAAUCCGGAGGCUCUGGUGGACAGGAAGGAGUUCUGGGCGGUGUGUAGGGUGCCGACACCUCUUCAAAGCAGUGACAUCCUCGGCUUCUUGGUCAACCAGGAGGGCGAGGUCAUCCUGAGCCACAACGGCACCAACGUGGGCAUGCAGGUGUGUGUGGACAACUCCCGCCCACUCUGGAUGUUCUUUGGUCUGCAUGGGGCUGUGACUCAGCUAAGGAUUCUGGGUUCCACUCAUCUCGGGGACCCACGGACCACGUCGAACCCCAGCUCGCCCUCCUCUUCACCGCACACCCCCAGCGCCCUGGGCAGUGGCAGCUCUGAUCCAGUGCUGAAUGGAGGCCUGUGCUCCGCAGCUUACUGCAGCUCAGCGGGGGGAACCACCCCAAAUUCGCCAGUCAGCCUCCCCAAGUCACCUACGUUCCCAUCAGGCCGCGGGCCUUGGUCCGACGAGUGCUCCAUCUGUUACGAGAACUUGGUGGACACGGUCAUCUACGCCUGUGGACACAUGUGUCUGUGCUACACCUGCGGCGUCAAACUCAAGAAGAUGUCCAACGCCUGCUGUCCCAUCUGCAGAAGGCAAAUCAAGGACAUCAUCAAGACCUACCGGAGCACGUAAGGGAACGGACGACCUAAGAGCAACAAAAUCCCAGAGUCAGGGAAAGAAAUGUCUAAGUUCAGGGAAUAUGAACUCUGGUACUUUUGUUUAGUAUUUUCACACAGUUAUUGUUGGUUGGUUUCUCUUGCAUGACCUUUUCAGAAGUCGGUACUGUAUCGCUCGGAAGGUCUCUUUUACUUUAGAGUCGCUGUCACAGCCACCUUGCAGAGGCGGCACUUGAAAGGGGAGGGGUUUCCACUGAGAACUGUAUUCUCACCCGAAGAGUGUUCAGUCUUUCCGAGGAACUCAGAAGACUUUAAAGCAGAGAAACUGAACCAAUUCCAAAAUUCUUUCAUUUCUGGAGCCAUGAUGUAAGAUUUACUGACUGUCACCCAUUUGUGCCGAAGCAAAUGAGUCACUUUGGGGCCGAAAGUCUCGAUAAUAGUUCUCUUAGAGGAUGACUGAAGCUCUGAAAUAUGCCAUCAACCUGAUGCGUACUUCUGACUGAACCGGUCCCUAAAAAAAAAAAAAAAAAAAAAAAAAAAAAAAAAAAGCACAUGGUAAUCUAAGGUAAUCUUCUCAGUAUGUCACAACUUGUGUCUGUGUGUUACUGAGCGUUGGAGAAGAGGAAGUCUGCCUGGCAGCGUCAUGAUGAAGUGAUGGAUUUCUGUAAUUGUCGUGGUGAUUAUCAGUGAGUGAUGUGCUUAGAGAUGCAAGGCGGUGCUGAGUAUAUUAAGUAGGAUUGUAAACACCUCUUGUACUCGUAUAAUCUAAUGUACCUUUCAUGGUAGUUCUAUUGCAAAUGUCGGUGGUAGCUAUAUUGUCGUGCUAUCUAGCUGCUUGCUCUGCAAUGUGAUAUGUUGCACUGAAAUAAGCAUCAUCCUCUCAGAAAUGCCCCAUUAUUGACAGAGAGGUUGAAAGACAUUCAAAACAAUCGUCCAACAGACUCAGCAGCUCCGAAUCUAUGAGAGGAAACAGUAAAUUUGGAUUCUCCUCAGGGCCAGCGAUCUUUUGUAAGAAGACGUGAACUAUUUUUCCCAAACUUUACCUACAACCAUGCCUAAUACACUGUGAGCACUCAUGACAAAUUGUCCUCUAAAAUAGUUCCCAUAACAACACAUGAAGUCUAAGGAUUGUUGCCAUGGUACCAGAAGCCACCAUAGAUACAACACAGCCCUCCUGCCUUAACCCACAGAAGGUUCAUUUGUUACACGCAGAUGUAUCAUAUUCUGUGUUUUCCCCCCAAAAAAAUAAGAACCCUGAAAAAAUGACCAAAUAAUGCUGUUGUGUGGCACAAACCGUCACAGUGUUGACUCGGGGGAGAAGAAGCACACAAAUUUAAAGUUAUUUUUGUAACAUAAAUCCAUGACAUUUCCAGUAUUCAAGUAUUCAGAUGUUUAAUAACUCUUGUGGCAGGCCUUUCACCAGCAGCAAAGAUCCUUUACAUGAAAGAAAAAAGCUUGUGUUUUCAAUAUUUGUAUGAUUCCUAUCCGCUAGUUUCAGUAUAAAAUGUAUUGAUACAUCCCCCAGAAAGAGAUUUCAGCUGUAAAUACACCAACUCAGCAGUAAGCCAUAGCUUCUUACAGGACACCACUCGAAGCUGAGAGGCUGUUGUUGUUUUGUUUUUUUAAUUGACAUUGUACUUCAUUUUGUAGAUAAUCAACAAACGGGGCUCAAACCUAUGCUGCUAUGGUAUUUGCCAGCUGUCCCUUUCAGGGCAAACGCUGACAGUAAUCUUUCACACGUCCCUCCUCCCACGUUACAGUUUGAUUUCGCUACUGCUUGAAGUGUUAAUUCACAUUUGAAUGUUAACUUAUGUAUUUAGAGAUAAAUGAUUUUUAUCGGUGUGCUUGAAGAAAAAAUGAAAAAACAAAUGAAAAAAAAAGCUUUGUCUGUUUUGUUUGUUGUUUUGUUUGUUUCUAUGUUUUAAUUGAUUAUCAUGAAUCUAAGAUUUAUUUUUCUUGUUUAUCCAAAUCCGCGAGAAUCUAAAUUUAUUCUUGUUUUUUUAACAGUGAAAAUAUAGAAGGGUUGCUUGUACCUUGCCGCAAUAAGAUAUAUUGCAGUACACAAUCAAAACCUCAUUGCUCUGAGGUGCGAGAUAUAAACUCUUGGUUUUAUUACAGUCCCUGAAUUUCAGGUGUUUAUUUUUUUUCUUUUUUUGUAAUUUAUCUUUUUUGUGUGUGUGAGCCCGUGUUAGGGAGCCCUACGACUCAUUCUGGUUUUUAUAUAUCUUAGUUAUAUAGUCUGAGAGCCAUCAGCGUAUGGUAAUGAUUAAUGUCACUUUAUAAAGCUACUGAUUGUAAUCUUGUAAGUGUUUAGGCCGGCGUUGCUCUCUGAGACUCAAACAUGGCGUGUUUUAUUUUUGUGCAGACACUC